Sclerotinia borealis F-4128 is the source of this 3957-nucleotide messenger RNA. NCBI's taxonomy places the organism in Eukaryota, Fungi, Ascomycota, Leotiomycetes, Helotiales, Sclerotiniaceae. The record is from the annotation of a GenBank genome assembly.
AUGGUACAAGCCGGGAUAUCAGGGCUUGAUACACCACGAACGGCCCUUGGGGAUGCUACUUAUCUAGGCAGUCAUGCCCUUGACUUCGAUAUUUCACAAGAACAGUCUUUCCAGUCUCCCUCGAAGGACAAUAAUCUAGUUUCGCAGAUGCAAAAUGGCCGCCGUGGUGUUAACAUCCGUACUCCCAGAAGUCGCGCCACUUUAGGGGACAGACGAAAUUUGCCAGCGGGGCUCGGAGGAGGAGAGUUUACGCCUCUGCUGAAGAAUGCGACGAUGAAUAGCGCUCGACGGAAUAACAAAGAGAAUGUUCAGGCAACACCAGCAUUUCUUCGCGCAGGCGGGUUGGACAAGAUUCAGGAAGGUUUUAGCCCAUUACCUGCCGGAUCAGCAUACGGCGAUGAUUCGACAAGAACCGGUUCUUACAUGGCUGGUACGCCGAUGCCGAACAUCGAUAGUAGCACAGCUUCGACGCCUGCAGCUUUAAUACCCCGGCGAAACGAGGGACCUGGGGUUCUACAGGACGGAAAUCAGUUAUCAUUACGUGAACAGGAAACUUUUGUCAACAGGAUUGAGAAUGAGAAUUUCGGGCUGAAGCUUAAGGUCCAUUUCUUGGAAGAGGCACUGAGAAAGGCAGGGCCGGAAUUUAGUGAAGCUGCUUUGAAAGAGAACACUGAACUCAAGGUCGACAAAGUUACCAUGCAAAGGGAAUUGCAGAAAUUCCGGAAGACAUUGACUGCAGCCGAAAAGGAUGUCGAACAAUACCGACAACAAAUCAUAGAUAUGCAGGAAAGAUUCAAGCGGAAGCAUGCUAGUGCUGGACAACAGGAAGAGCUGGAUAGUUUGCGUCAAGUUUUGGACGAGAAAGAGGAUGAACUCAAUCGAGUGCGAAGUCAGGAAGACAAGUACGCUGAUCUGGAGAAUAAAGUCGACGACCUGGAAGCAGACUUGCGCGAAAAGGAUCGACUCAUCAAUGAUCGAGAUGACGAUAUUGACAAUAUGAAGGAUGUUGUUGAAAAACAUAUCAGGACUGUUUCUGAUUUGGAGACAGUUCUAAAGAAAUCACAACACCGAGUAGUGGAGUUGGAAGAGAAGGCACAGGGCCAGUCCAGUGACGAGCUCAGGGAGGCCGAAUCAUUGAUCAAGGAAUUAGAGCGUGGUAUAGAACGUCUAAAGAUUGAAGUGGGAGAGGCCAAGGAAGAUCAUCAAGAAGCCAUUCGAGACAAAAAGCAUGCCGAAGCCAAUCUAGAAGAACUUCAAGAUGAGCUAGCCAACAAGUCUAUUACAACUAAAGGCUUGAGUCGACAAAUUGAGGAAAAGGCCAACCGAUUACAAGACGACCUGGAGGAUCUUCGAGAACGACACCAAAAUCUGAAACAACAAUAUGCCGAUAAAACACGUGAGGUAAAGAAAAUGCAAAAGAAACUGGAGGACUCGAAACAUGAUAGUGAAGUGAAGGAGCAGGAACUUCACGAUAAACUUGAGCAUGUUGAAAAUGAUUUGGACCAAACUAUUCGUGAGCGGAAAGCUCUAGCCACGAGACUCGAAAGUCUCCAGGGCUUACAGAGAGAUUUUCAACAGAGAAAUGAUGAGAAGAAUCUCCUCCAGAGCCGACAUGAAGCACUUACAGCUGAAUCUGCUGGUCUACAGGCAGAUUUGGCUACAGCUAAGGCUUCUAUUGAAGAUCUCGAAGACAAAUUGCAACACGAGAAAACCCUGGCACUCUCUAGUGAACGAGACGUGCGAAAUCAAUACACAGAAAAGCUAGCUCGCCUUAAUAACGAAGUUGAAGACCUCAAAGCAGAAAUCCGAGAGAAAGAGCGCUUGUACGAUGACGAUAUUGAGAACUGGGAGGCCGAAAAACGCAAUCUGGAAACACAAAGAGCCCGUGCCGAAGAACAGGCGGCCAGCCUCCAGAAGACCAUCGAUCGACUUCAACAGACAGAAGGAUCUUUAUCUGGAAGAGAAUCGAAACUUCGAGAAGCUGUUCGCAGUGAGAAAGAGAGACACGAACGUCAGGAGGCACUUCUGACACACCAAAUCAACAAGUUGAACGAGGAUGUCCAGGCUCGACGCGACGCUUUGGAAGAGUCAAGAUCCGAGCUAGCUAGCGUUCGUGAAGAACUCAGACUCAGCCAACGUGGGCAAAAAUCACUGGCUGAGAAGAUCGAGGGUCUAGAAGAUGAAAUCGAGAUUCUGCAAACCAGCCUUGACGAGGAAUGCGAUCGGGACAACCAAGAUACUAAUGCUGCCAAACACGAAUCAGAAAGCCUACGAAGACAGCUACAGAACCUGAAGCAAGAUCUUGCUACAGCAGAAGCCACAGCCAAGAAAACCAUUAGCAGACUGGAAGAACGCAUCCUGGAAUUGGCAAGUCAGCCGGGAUCGGGUGAUCAGCAGACCGAGUCUGCUCAUGAGCUUUCUGAAAUUAAGCACGAUCUCACAGCACUGCGUCAAAAGGAGAAUGAUUACAUUCAACGUGAGACCGCCCACAAAGACAAAGUCAAGAGUCUCAAACGACAAAUUACUGAGCUUGAACGUAAAGUGCACGAGGCGGAUAUGGCACGUUUUACCGUCGCCUCUUCACCAGCUUCCGUUGGUGGCUCCGCUCACAAAGAAGUCGCCCAUCUUCGUCAUCAGCUCUCGGAAGCACAUCAGUCUCUCAAAGAUCUCCGUUCCCGAAUGAAGGAAUCCGACAAAGAAUCAGCACGGAAACUCAGUGCCAUGAACAUCAAUUUUCAACAUCAAGAACAAACUUGGGAAGCAGAGAAAGAUCAGCUGGAGCGUCAAUUGGAUGAACUACGCUUUACAAAAGAUGAGCUUUCAACUCGAAAUGCCUCUUUUGAAGCAGCUAUCAACAGACUCAGCGAUAAGAUUGAUCGUCUCCAGAAAGCGCUCAUGUCCGAGCGAGCAAAUAGCGGUGAAGGUCACACCAUAGCUCUCGAACGUCGAGACCUCCACCAAAUGCUCCAGGAAACUCAAAUCCAGCGUGAAAGUCUCGAACUCCUCAUCAAGGAACGCGAACUUGCAAUACAAACUGUAAGCGCCAAGGAAGCUGAGCUUCGCAGCAGUCUCCGUCGUGUCCGCGACGAGCGUAACCGAGAACGUGCCAGAGCACUCAGCGCCAAAGAACAAUUGGAGCUUCUCGAGGAGGAAUAUGUCAAGUCUAAAGAAGACUACAUCCGGGCGAACAGCGAAUGGGAGGCCGAGAAACGCACUCUUAGUCGUGGUGUUAGAUUCCCAAACAUGUCCAUCUCAUAUACCCAAGACGAUGUCCAGGCACUGAAGAAAGAAAAAGAAGAAGGGGAGAAGCGAUUCUCUAAAGAGAUAGAAAAUAGAGACGAUAAACAUGGGAAGGAGUUGAAGGGCUUGUGCAUGCAAAUUGAAUGGAUGAAAGCUCGAUGUUCUCGAGAGGAAAGCAAGAGAGCCGAUUUGGCAUACGCGAAGAAAUAUUUAACCGCGAGAAUUUCUAUGUACGAUGCAUGCAACAGAGCCGAUCUCCGUCUCCUCCGCCAAACAAGCCUAAAUCCCGAACCUGCUCCCGCUCCUAAACCCAAAGCCACCAUCCGCACCGUAGCUCUCCUAAUCAUAGCCAGUGUGCGCAUGCGCAAAGGCGCCGAAGCCUGGGACAUAAACAAGAAAAUGCAUGAGAAGAUUCUCGGCAAAUUGGAGGUUAUGAGGGCGAAUCGGGCCAAGAGAAUUUCCUGCCAGGAAAUGGCAUCAAGAGAAGAAAUUUCACUUCCAAUCUUGGCGAGGAAGGAAAGCUCUGGGUCGCGCCCUACAUCUCGUGCGGGAUCGAGAAACCCAUCGAGGAAUGUAUCGCCUAUCAAAGCAAAUCAAGCACAGCCAAUCGUCAACCCAGCUUUCACGGGCAUUAGGAAGAGCAGUCUCAAAAGCACCGUUAGGGACAUAUUAAAGGAGCAGAAUGAGGGCAUUACAAAUCGAGUCAAUGGGUUGUAG